GUCAGGCUCAGCCGCAUCCAUGGUUGACCAUGGGAGCACGUCGGGACUCGUCCCUCUCUUCUUCAUCCUCGCCCUUCUCAUAUUUCUAAUGCUAGGAUGGUGCCUUCUCUCGUCCUGUCUUGGAGUCUCUAUCAUGCAUAUGGUUCGGGAGAUGUGGGAGGCUGCUACACUUUCUGCAAACACGAGAACACCGAACAGGAGACGCGGCUUUGCGGGGGAAGAGAUGUAUGAAAUGGAGUUUCGGAGUCGCACUAGUAGGCUUUCGUGAUCCAACUCGUAUACCACCAAAACUUCCCCCAAUAUCAGACGAUGGUUGACCAAGUAUCGUCAUCAAUCACGAUGGUGUUCUUGCGAGUUUGGUUUCAAACCGGUUGUGACGACAAUGUGCUCCAGCAUACCUCACCCACGUCCCUCAUGCGCAGGUCCACACAGAGCUCAGACUGCAUCGGUCGAAACCAAGAUGCAUGUAUAAAAUGGCUUGUCCGUUAAUGAUGCUCCCAACACACCUUUCCUCUCCUGCACACUCGUGCACCCUGAUUGUUGACCCCGUUAUCCUCAAUACUAUACCGCAAUGCGCGUUCGUUCGUCAUCCAUCAUUGCGGCAACCUUGGCUGCCACUCAGCUCUCCCCGACUCGCGCUACUCCUGUUCGGGCUGCACGAGUACCUAUAUCAGCGCCAGAUACACCAACUCAUGACUCGCGGGGCGCUGAUGCCGUUCAGACACUCGGCGACCUGCUCGGCGGCCUUCUCCCUCCACUCGUGCCUCUCCUAACCGGCCUUGGCCUGUAUGACGCGACCAACCCUGCUGCGCUCAUCGACACCGCCUCUCCGGCCAUGCAGAGCGCCAUCCAGCAGGUUAUCCAAUCUCUCAAAUCACCCAACGCCUCAGGAGUUACGGGCACAGUCUCGGGUGUUACGGGUACAGUAGGCGGAGUCGUCGGGGGAGUGCCAGUGGUUGGCGGCGUAGCCAACGGGGUGACAUCCGCCAUUCCCGGCGUGGUUUCGGGCGCUACGGGCACUGCGAGCGGUCUCACAGGUGGUCUGACCUCGACGAUCCCUGGGCUGGGCUCUUUUGGUGCAGUUCGAACGAAUGCAAGUAAUGCUCAGAACGCCCCUCGCACCUCCAUGGACCUUGAUUCUGAGAUUGACGUCUUCACCGCCCCUCGUGCACCACCAAACACCCCCGAGCAUCGGUCGUCCAUGUCACCUGUGCAAUCACCCUCGCCGCUGCAUGCUUUUACGGAGCAGGGACUUGGGUAUGGCCCUGCGAUAUCAGGAAUCCCUACCAAGCUCGAUGAUGCAAGUGCGGAGUAUUCGUCUGGUGCGCCGCCGCCAAAGGAUUAUAAACCAUUGGCGCCGAUUCCCGAUAUCGAAGAGGAAUCAGAUGCAUUUGCUGACGGCGAUGAAGGAUGCUGAGAUGCUGAGCCGCUGAUGAGAUGGCUUCUAGAU
Molecule: messenger RNA, 1450 nt
Organism: Coniophora puteana RWD-64-598 SS2
Lineage: Eukaryota; Fungi; Basidiomycota; Agaricomycetes; Boletales; Coniophoraceae
Exons: 3
Coding region: 572-1417 (281 amino acids)
Source: RefSeq, a predicted model, not a curated record